ACGUCACGCUCCUAUGAAGACUGAGUGACCAGCCUUUAUCACACACCUCCCAGGAUGACGAUGGCGGCUGAGACUUUUGGCGUACCGCUCAAGAGGGCGUCUGACAUUGAUAUUUUGAAGCCGCUGAAAAAUCUAAUAACAUCACGCUACCAGACGGCAGAGCAGGAAAGUUAUAUAGGUCCCAUAAAUGACUUGGCGAAGCUGAGGACAUUAGCGGUGUGCAGGACGUUAGACUACCAUGAAUCAUCACUGGAGACACUGUACAGGUACUAUGACCAAAUUGUUGCUCUGGAGUCCAAGAUUCCUGCGGCAGAGAUCCAGAUACCAUUCAAGUGGAAGGAUGCUUUUGACAGAGGCUCUAUUUUUGGGGGUCGCAUCAGUUUAACUGUGGCAUCUCUGCUGUAUGAGAAAGUAUGUGUUCUGUACAACAUUGCUGCUCUCCAGAGUCAGGUAGCGGCAGCACAGAGCUCUGACUCUGAUGAGGCCCUCAAAUUGGCAGCUAAGCUUUUUCAGAGUGCUGCUGGAAUUUUCACCCAUUUGAAGGGCAUUGUUCAUUCAGCUGUGCAACAAGAACCAACUCCAGAUCUUCAGCCAGAUACUCUUUCUACGCUGGCUGAUCUAUGUGUGGCUCAAGCUCAGGAAGUCAUCACUGUCAAAGCUAUCAAAGACCGAAUGAAGGAUGCUGUGGUGGCAAAACUCUGCUCUCAGUGUGAUGAUAUGUAUGGAGAUGCUCUGAAACACUUACAGAGAGAGACCCUAAAAAGUCUUUGGGACCGUGAGUGGAUAUCACGUGUGGCUGGCAAACAAGCAGGAUAUCAUGCCCUUGCAGAGUAUCAUCAGAGUAGGGUGUGCAAUAGCAAUAAGGCUGUUGGUGAGGAGAUUGCCCGCUUGAGACAUACUGUUGAGUUGUUUAAGGGUGCACAGACACGCUCAGGAGAGAUUUCAUUCUUCGAAGACCACCUUGGUCGAGCUCAGCGUGCUCUUGAAGAAGCUGUGAAGGAUAAUGACUUCAUAUACCACGAGAGGAUCCCAGAUAUAAAAUCAUUGCCAGGAAUUGGCAAAGCCCCGGUUGCUAAGCCAACUGCAAUACCAGAAAAGUUCUGCUCCAACUUCACAGAUCUCUUUGAAACCUUAGUACCCGUUGGGGUUCAACAAGCUAUUGUAAGUUAUGACACUCGCAAAGAGGAAAUAGUGACCACGGAAAUUGGAAAACUCCGAGAGAGUACACAGUUGCUGAACUCAAUCCUCGCCUCACUUAACUUGCCUGCUGCUAUUGAAGAUGUUGGGGGAGAGAAGGUUCCUCAAUCCUUGUGGGAGAAGUCAACUAGUGUAGUUAAUGCUGGAGGGUGUGAGGCGCUAAACAAAAUGAUCACAGAGUUGCCUGACCUCUUGGUUCGUAAUAGAGAACUCCUUGAAGAAUGUGAAAGACAGCUGAAUGAAGAGAGAGAGUCAGACAACCAGCUGCGCACCCAGUUCGGAGAACGGUGGACGCGAAUACCCUCUGAAAAACUCACUACCACAUUCCAAACUAAUGCACAGAAGUACAGGAAGGUUAUAGACACUGCUGUUGAAGCUGACAGUACCAUCCGUGAAAAGUAUGAUGGGCAUAAGGAAGGCAUGGAGCUUCUGUCUGCUGGCCCAGAAAAUGUGGGUGCUGCCUUGCCUUCUGCUGGAGCUAGUACCAAUGGCAGCAACCCUGCUGUCCAGAGACUAAAGCAGCUCAUGGAAGAUGUUGAAACCCUUAAAGCUGAAAGAGAUGCCAUCGAGUGUGAAUUAAAGAGUGCUACAAUAGAUAUGAAGGAUGUCUUCCUGAAUGCACUUGCUCAAGAUGGAACAAUCAAUGAGGCAGCAAUUUCGACUGAGAGUCUGGGUCGUGUGUUUGGUCCUCUACAGAAGCAGGUGAAGGAGAGUGUGGAGCGCCAAGAAAGCUUAGUGAAAAACAUUCAGGAGGCCCAUGCUGAUUUCUGCAAAGCUGCAACUGGUGUUGGAGGUGAACGUGAGGCAAUGUUGAAGAAAUUGGCUGCUGCUUACGAUAAUUUCAAUGAGUUGAAGAGCAAUCUUACUGAGGGCACUAAAUUCUAUAAUGACCUAACACAGUUGCUGGUUAAUUUCCAAAGUAAAAUUAAUGACUUCUGUUUUGCCCGACGUACUGAGAAAGAAGAGUUAAUGCGGGACCUGACCCAGGGACUAGCAAAUCAGAAUGUAGGCUCAGCUCCUAAUCCUCCAGCUCAUCACCAAGAGGCACAAGGUAUGCAGAAAGUUGCUCCACCACGCCCUCCCCCACCUUCUGCUAACCCUUACCAGGGAGUGCCUCAGGGUGCAAACCCGUUUGCACAAGCACCACCUGCACAAGCACCACCUGCACAAGCACCACCUGCACAAGCUCCAGCAGCUGGAGUACCUCCACCUUAUGGUGCCCCACAACCUGGGAACUUGCCAUAUCCAGUGAACCCUGCAGGGAUGCCUGCUCCACAAGGAUAUGUAUACCAGAGUUAUCCUGUCUACACUCCAAUGCCUCAGGGAUAUAACCCAUAUUUUCAGCAACAGCCUCAGCAGGCAGGUGGUUAUCCAGGUGGCUAUCCUGCUCCACCAUAUCCACAACAGCCAUAUUCUAACUAUCCAUACCCCCCUCAGCAACAGCAGCCAUGGUCUCAACCAUAAAGGUACAAGAGUGCACUUUCCAUUGCAAACUCUCUUUAUUUACUUAUAUACAUAAGCAUCACAGAUAAAGUAAAAAACAACAACAACAAUGAUUUAAACAAGAUAUCCCAGAAUAGAUGUAAUGCCUAUGUGACAAGGCCCAUCAUAAAAACAUAUUCUAUUGCAAAUUUUUUAUUUAUUAACUUUUAAAUUGCAGUUGAUCAGUACAUCCCUGUUUUCAAGUGGUUUUAAAAUUAUAUUAGCCAGAUUAGCAAUUGAAUCCAGACAUGUUGAAUUAUGUGUUGGGUGUUGAAAAUAGAUAUAAAUAUGAAGUGGUCAGUUAACCCUUAAAGGGCAGGUUUAUUUAUGUGCACUGUCUGCCUAGGACACUAUAUUUUGUUAAUUAGAUAAUGGAGCAAAUCGCAUAAGAUAAAAAUGUUAAAAUACAUGUAGAAUGUGCCCUAAUAAUUUCUUGGGGAAAUCACGAGUUGAACUGGGAGUAACUACAUAUUUUUCCAGCUCUGGAAUGAGCUGCCAGAGUCGUCAUAGUAACUAGACAACAGCACAGCCACUAGCGCACCCAAACAAUGGCGCAAAAAACUUUAUCGUGUGAUGUCUGCCGCCCUUUAUACGUUUUCCUCAAACAUCCUAUGUCUGCUGCCCUUUAAGGAUUAGAUAUUGUCCCAAAUGGCUUUUAAUUUGAAAAAGUUGUGCACUAGGAGA
Molecule: messenger RNA, 3363 nt
Organism: Homarus americanus (American lobster)
Lineage: Eukaryota; Metazoa; Arthropoda; Malacostraca; Decapoda; Nephropidae
Gene: ALiX
Product: programmed cell death 6-interacting protein-like
Exons: 11
Coding region: 55-2661 (868 amino acids)
Biological process (GO): mitotic cytokinesis
Cellular component (GO): endosome
Molecular function (GO): protein binding
Source: RefSeq, a predicted model, not a curated record